Messenger RNA from Ascochyta rabiei, 3717 nucleotides. RefSeq lists its product as uncharacterized. The transcript is spliced from 2 exons. NCBI's taxonomy places the organism in Eukaryota, Fungi, Ascomycota, Dothideomycetes, Pleosporales, Didymellaceae. The coding region runs from base 1 to 3717 and encodes 1238 amino acids. The record is from RefSeq and is a predicted model, not a curated record. Gene Ontology annotation, biological process: phosphorylation; phosphorelay signal transduction system. Gene Ontology annotation, molecular function: phosphorelay sensor kinase activity.
AUGGACGACAUAUCCCAUGGAUCGUUCACACCCCCAGCAGAUGUGACACACGCAGCGGAUGGAACGGAUGCUUUAGAGGAUGCCGCAUUGGUCGAACUGGACAGCCUCAGUCUGAAGGAAAUCCUAGAUGAGGACUCUCGGCCCACCUUCAUUAUCGACCUCGACCCAGACUUUGUGAACGAAGUCACCACGAUACGCCCGGCCUUUUCCAAUGCAGCGCUGAAGCUGCACAGCCAGCUGCUGGACAGCAUCACCGAACCCCCCGAAAAAAACAGGGACUCCGCUACAGCGACAUACGAAGAGUUUCGAAACUGGGCUACAGGCAUCAGCAGGUUUAAUAAUUCAAAAGAUGUCUUUCCCCUUACGCUCCUAUACCAAGGCUUACUCUGGACGGGAUCCACUAUUCGUCAAAGAUGGCGAAUGAUUUCUGGCAACGCCCUAUACCGCGCAUCCGAUAUACCGAAAAGUGGGCUUUGUGCUGCGCUACCAUCACGACCCACAGCGAUCAAACACGAUUCUGAAGCCGCAAAGGCGCGCAAAGCAUCAGCUCUUGUAUCCGCAGCACCGACGAAUGCGCUUUGUCUAACCUAUCAGCAAUCCGACACGGUUUCUACGAAUAUUUCUAACGCUUCCAGUAAGAUAACGGGUAAGAACUCCACAGGCAGCAGUUCGUCUGUGACAAUAUCACUGUCAGACAACGUUGUUCCUGAUUUCACAAUCGCAAAGCCCAAAGGGAUCCUUACAGAGCACGCAAUGUUAGUCCGGAGCAUUGAUUGGGCGAGCACACCCCUGGGCCCUAUGAGCACUUGGUCUUCAUCAUUACGAGAAGUCGUGAAUCUUGUGAUCCGCAAUCCCUUUCCAUGUGCAUUAUUCUGGGGCGAGGAGUUAACGGUCAUUUACAACGAAGCGUACAAGGUCGAAGUCGCCGGAAACAAGCAUCCGGAACUCAUGGGUACAGGGUUGGCGGGUCCUUUUGCCGAAGUCUGGGACAGUAUUGCACACGUUUUCCAGAAGUGCGCACUCACUGGGAGGGCAGAACGAAGAGAAAACGAGUACCUGCCAAUCAACCGGUUUGGAUACCUGGAGGAGACUUUCCUCUCUUGGUCUAUAACGCCCAUGUACGGUGGAACAGACAAGAUCUUGGGCUUUUACAACUCACCUUUCGAAACAACGCAACAGACGGUCAGCAGCCGGAGGAUGCACAUGUUGAGAUACCUUGGCGAACGAUUGAACGCAACGCGUACCGUAAAAGAGUUUUGGAAGCGUUGCUUAGAGGGACUCGAGCACAAUGUUCACGAUGUCCCUUUCGCGCUCUUGUACUCAAUCGUCGACAACGAUGAUGCGGACACGGCCUCCCAUUCUUCAGAUAGUACUAUAUCGCUGAAGUCCUGUCUUCUAGAAGGAGCCAUCGGCAUACCUGAGGGGCACCCUGCGUCACCACGAAAACUCGAUCUGAAGCGCAGUCAAGAAGGAUUCGUCCCAGCAUUCAGAGAGGCUAUGCGGACGCGUGAGCCCACAAUGUUACAGACAAGAGACGGAACAUUACCAGAAGCUUUACUUGAAGGCAUCACGUGGCGAGGGUAUGGGGACCCAUGUAGAGAGGCCAUAAUUUUUCCACUCCGACCGACGAAUGGCGAAAUGGUGUUCGCUUUCCUGCUGGUUGGUGUACAGCCUCGCAGGGCUUACGACGACGAGUACAAGGCAUUUGCGGCGAUGCUCAACAGACAAUUGGCGACGUCUCUCGCGUCUGUCAUGCUUUUCGAAGACGAAAUGAAGCGAAGUAGGAAUGCGGCAGAGCUUGCUCAAAUUCAACGUGAGCAGCUGAGCCGUGAGUUGGUGCUUCAAACCAGUCGUAUGCGUCGCAUGACCGAGCUUUCUCCUCUAGGCAUGUAUCUACUCAGUCCCGAAGGCAUGCUUCUGGAAGCCAACGAUAGAUACUUUGAAAUGACAGGGCACGCAAGAGAAGGUUCCAGGGAGUUCACGUUCAUUACCGUAAUGGCAGAAGAAAGUAUAGAGCCAUGUCGGGAGAUGUGGGAUGAACUUGUGGAGACGAAGACAGCUUGCACACGUGAGCUCAGACUUAACAACCCGCAUGUACAACCUCGAGAUCUCAGCGGAAACCCCAUUGAACACUGGGUCCUGGCAAGCUCCUCCCCUGAGUUAGGUCCUGAUGGCCAGGUCGUCAGUAUCAUGGGAUCCAUCACCGAUAUAUCACAGAUGAAGUGGGCGCAAGGCCUGCAAGAAACAAGAAUUCGGGAAGCCGAAGAGACAAAGCGGCAGCAGAACGAGUUUAUUGACAUCACGUCUCACGAGAUGCGGAAUCCUCUUUCCGCAAUUCUCAUCUGUUCGGAUGACAUUCGGGACACGCUUUCUCAACAUCCUUUCGGCCAAGCAGAUCAAGGUGUCAUCACAGACUGUAUAGAGGCGGCCAAUAACAUCGCUCUAUGCGUGCAGCAUCAGAAAUCUAUCGUUGACGACAUUCUGACAGUCUCCAAGCUCGACUCAAAUCUCUUGCUCAUUACUCCAGUACCUGCGCAACCGUUGGCGGUUGUCCAGCGCGCCAUGAGUAUGUUCAAGCCGGAGGUUCAGGCUAAAAACAUCGACUUCACAUUUCACCCAGACCGGUCUGUGGAGGACCUCAACAUCGACUGGGUUUUGCUGGACCCUAGUAGACUACUUCAGAUCACAGUUAACCUCAUCACGAACGCGAUCAAAUUUACACAGGCCGAACCACAACGGUCGAUAUCUGUGCAUGUCAGCGCAUCGUCAGCUGAACCUGACACCUAUGGAAAGGAGUUCCAGUUCGUCCCAACAAGAGGAGUACCCCUGCUCGAUAUAACGACUGGUGAUGACUGGGGUGCUGGGGACCUUAUCUACCUGCGCGUAGAGGUGCAAGACACCGGGUGCGGACUCACCCAUGACGAGAAGGAGUUGCUGUUCGAACGCUUUGCACAAGCCUCUCCACGCACUCACGCACACUACGGAGGCAGUGGACUCGGCCUCUUCAUCUCGCGUCAACUCGCUGAAUUGCACGGCGGACAAAUUGGCGUAUCAUCUCAAGCAGGCGUGGGCAGUAUUUUUGGUUUCUUCAUUCAGUGCAAGCGCACUGUCUCGUCGAGCCGACCCGUCAUGAGCCGCACGAUCACAAGCCAGUCCACCGACCACGCUGUGAGAAAUCGCGACCUUGCAGCAUCGGUAUCGGGUAUGGAUAUCAAACCGCCAACGGUAAAGGAGAUUAUGGCCGAGGCGCCGAAAACCGGUGUAACAAGAGACACAUCAAACCGAGGCCCACUUCAUAUCCUUGUGGUAGAAGACAACAUCGUCAACCAAAAAGUCCUUGCCAAGCAGCUUCGAAAAGCCGGUUGUAUCGUCUCCACCGCGGACAACGGACUCUUCGCGCUUACUGAGCUCAAGAAGACUGCAUACUAUACGCCCAACGGUAUCCCUCUUUCUGUAAUCCUAAUGGACUGGGAGAUGCCUGAAAUGAACGGACUAGAGUGUGCAAGAGAAAUUCGUCGCAUGCAGGAUGAUGGCGAGAUCAAAGGAUACGUACCGAUCAUUGCGGUGACGGCGAAUGUGAGAGGCGAGCAGAUUGCUACCGCCAGGGAGAGCGGAAUGGAUGAUGUUGUGAGUAAACCGUUCAGGGUGCCCGAGUUGCUGGUCAAGGUGAAAGACCUUUUGAAGGAUUUGGCUGCGACUGCUUCCGAAGAGGUCUAG